Molecule: messenger RNA, 2088 nt
Organism: Poecilia latipinna (sailfin molly)
Lineage: Eukaryota; Metazoa; Chordata; Actinopteri; Cyprinodontiformes; Poeciliidae
Gene: ccdc13
Product: coiled-coil domain containing 13
Exons: 14
Coding region: 135-1817 (560 amino acids)
Biological process (GO): cytoplasmic microtubule organization; non-motile cilium assembly
Cellular component (GO): centriolar satellite
Source: RefSeq, a predicted model, not a curated record
GUCAUAGCGACAGUAGUGUCCCCUUCAGGAAACUACGUUUUCAUUUUCAAAGCAAAACAUGCAGUUAAAUAGUCAAAUAUCUUAACUCUUGUUUCUAUCACAGUAGUUUCUUUAUUUCCACUACCUUGUUUAUCAUGGAGAGUGAUGAACAUUUGAAUGACUUGCGGCUUCAGUUCCAAACGUUGCAAAAACAGCAGGAAAAACGAAAACUGGAAGGGAAGAAGAAGAAAGAACCCAGUGAUUUAAGUGUGACAGGCACUCAGGAUGAUUUGAAUCUGUCGAAACAAGUCGUUCAGGAAGACAGUCCUGAAGAAAGUCUGUUAAAGGAGCAGGAUGAAAUUCUGUUAGACCAAAUUCGAGAGCUCAGAGAUGAAAAUGGGAGGCUCUUCAAACUUCUGAGUGAAAAGGACUUUGAGAUCAAACAUCUGAAGAAGAAAAGAGAAGAAGAAAGACUGGCCUUAACAGGUUCAUCAGGUUUAGCCGGAGCUGUAGCUGCCACCAAGAUUGUUGAGCUUUCCAAGAAGAAUAGAGAGCUAAAUGCAGAAAUUGAGAAAGAGAAGAUUAGAUCCAAGCAAAGCAGCAAUAGGAUCAGAGAGCUCGAGAAAGAGCUGCAGUGUGCUUUGGAGAAUGUUGUACCUGGACAGAAAACCACACAAAAAACCCUGGAUAAAAGCUCGUCUGAAGACCAUGAGGAAAACCCGCUGGUCAAGUCUCUGCAAGAAAAACUAGCAGCUACCCAGCUCAAAGUGACAGAAUAUCGAAACCAGGUUCAGUCUGCAAAACAGGAGCUGAAGGUUGCUCAGAAGGUUUUAUUGAGUGAAGUUGGAGAGGAGGUCAACCUUCAGCAGAUGCUCAACAACCCUAGGAGCUUUAGAGGCCGGUCGCAGCAGAUUCUUGCUCUUCAAACAAGGGUACGGGAGCUAGAGCAGCAGCUGUGUCAUCAAAGACAGGCAGAUGUCCAGAGUGUGGAGCAGGAUUUUUCUGGCACUGCGUCCCAUCAUAAACCCCCUGCCCAAAAUAGAAACCUCAACUACAUCCGUACCAUAGAGAAGGAAAAGAGGGAGGCAUUUGAGAGGAUCUCAGCUGAUCAUGAAGGCCUCUUGAAAGAACACGAGGAUGUGAAGAAAAAGCUAGAAGCCUCCAAAGCCAGGAGCAGAACUCAGUCCGAGGAAAUCAAAACUCUGAAAAUGCAGAUUUCCUCCUUAUUAGAGAAGGGGAAACAUGACACCGGGCUUGUGGAUGCCCUGCUGAAACAACAGAGCCAGAUGCAGAUGAUGCUAAAGCAACUCGGCCAACAGCAGAGCGCACAGAUCAAGAGUGGGUCCCCAGAGAACAACUGUCUUAUCCAGAAACUGAAGCUCAUGGUAGCAGAGAAAGACGCCAUGAUAAAAGAGCUGCAGGAAAGGCAACAGUUUUCCAAUAAGAAACUGAAGGAAGAGAGUGUGGACAGACAAUUAAGCCCUAAAAUAAAAAGUUGCCGUUCAGGAUUCUACCCAGAAGAUGGAGACAGUGUCACAAGAAUUACACCCGAUUCAGUCUCUAAAUUAGGCCAUAAAUUGGUAAUUGCAACUGUGGGAGGUGAGAUGGAAUUAAAUCAUUCAAAGUGUCCGGGUUGUUCUGCUGAUGUGAGUGCACUGAUCACCCAGAGCAGUGCGUAUAAAGUCCUGAGCGUGGAGAAGGACCGCCUCCUGGAGCUGGUUAAGCUUCUACAGAUCAAAGAGAAAGAAAUGAAACAAGUGUGUUUGGAGGCAGAGAAGAAGUAUCAAGAGGAGCGCCGUAAAACCUUGAUAUUGGAGCAGCAGUUACAAAGGGCAUGAGCAGAUUCAAAGUAAAGGACUCUGCAUCGAGCACGGGAAGGAUAAGGACCAGUGUGACCAGGUGGCCGUUCUGCUAAAAAAAACUGUUUUCCAAGGGUUCAAAUCCAAGGGUUCCCAGGGUUUUCUAGCAUACCCUUGUUCAGCUCAACCUUGUCUGUCUCACUCCAUGACUGUUCCUCAGGAGAAAUAGGGCAGGAGCUACAAGGCAGAAAGAAAUAAAGCAAAACAGACAAACAGAUCAAUCUCUGGAAUGUGAAUAAUUUUUACCUUG